Messenger RNA from Thermothielavioides terrestris NRRL 8126, 1653 nucleotides. RefSeq lists its product as uncharacterized. The coding region runs from base 184 to 1518 and encodes 444 amino acids. Gene Ontology annotation, cellular component: peroxisome. The transcript has 4 exons. The record is from RefSeq and is a predicted model, not a curated record. Gene Ontology annotation, molecular function: L-alanine:glyoxylate transaminase activity; L-serine:pyruvate transaminase activity. Lineage: Eukaryota; Fungi; Ascomycota; Sordariomycetes; Sordariales; Chaetomiaceae.
ACCAGCUGCCUCAGAUUUGGUGGCUUACCGCUUGUAUUUGCUGGAGGAAAGUGCUACUGCCGUCUGCAGCCGAAGGCCGCCUACACGUGGAGUGCGGGGCCGAAUUGCUCCUCCAUGGUGCUACCCGAGGUACAGGUCUCCAGGACGGCGUUCAGACGAUUACCAUUACUGGGACCGGCCUCGAUGCCCCGCCAGAACCCGCCGGACACUCACCCCGCCCGGCUCUCGCUCAUUUCUAGGCACCUCGCUCCAGUGUAUCCGAUCAACACGCCGUACACCGUCGAGCGCCUCCCGGACACCAUUGACACGUCGCUUCUCCCGAAAACGCAGUCGCGCAGCUUCUCCGCGUCGCCCAGCAAGAUGACGUCGCAACCCCCGCACCCGACGCUCCUGAUCCCGGGGCCCAUCGAGUUUGACGAUGCGGUGCUGCAGUCCAUGUCUCACUACAGUGAGAGCCAUGUUGGCGCCGGCUUCGUCGCAACCUUCGGCGAGACGCUGUUCAUGCUGCGCAAGCUGUUCCAGACCUCCGACCCCGCGGCCCAGCCCUUCGUUCUCUCCGGUUCGGGCACCCUCGGCUGGGAUCUCGUGGCGGCCAACUUGAUCGAGCCCGGCGAGGACGUGCUGGUCCUCGGCACCGGCUACUUCAGCGACGGCUUUGCCGACUGCCUGCGCGUCUACGGCGCCAACGUGACGGAGCUCAAGGCACCCGUCGGCACCAAGCCGCAGCUCCCCGAGAUCGAGAAGGCGCUGUCCGAGAAGCGAUACAAGGCCAUCACCGUCACCCACGUCGACACGUCUACCGGAGUCCUGAGCGAGCUCCAGCACCUGUCUGCCCUCGUCCACAGGGUCUCGCCCGACACCCUCAUCAUUGUCGACGGUGUGUGCAGCGUGGCGUGCGAGGAGAUCGCCUUUGAUGCCUGGGGUCUGGACGGCGUCGUUACGGCCAGCCAGAAGGCCAUCGGCUGCCCUGCCGGCCUCUCCAUCUCCAUGUUCAGCGGCCGGGCCAUGGAGGCGGUGAAGAACCGGAAGACGCCUCCUGCGGCCUACUUCGCUUCCAUGAGGAACUGGACACCAAUCAUGCAAAACUACGAGGCCAAGAAGCCGUCGUACUUCGCCACCCCCUCGCCUCAGCUCAUCCAUGCGCUGCACACCGCGCUGAGCCAGAUCCUGUCGAAGCCCCUGGCUGACCGGUUUGCCGGCCACAAGGCAACGUCGGACAAGGUCAAGAAGGCAAUCGCCGAUCUCGGCCUGAAGCAGGUUGCCGCCAAUCCCGACGAGCAGGCCCACGGGAUGACAGCCAUAUAUCUCCCCGAGGGUGUCAAGGGCGCCGACCUCCUGCCCAUCCUCGCCAAGAAGGGCGUCGUGUUCGCCGGCGGCAUCCACAAGGAGAUUGCCACCAAGUACAUCCGGUUUGGCCACAUGGGCGUCAGUGCGCUCGACCCGAAGAGGACGGAUAUUGACCACGCCAUAAAGGCACUGGAGGAGGGCUUAGCCGAGUGCGGAUACAAGAAGGAGUAGUACAUAGAGUGUACAAUAAGCUGAGGAGAGGCCUACACUGGCGUGCAUACCUAGAGGUAGUAUAGUAUACCUAGACAAGGGUAGCCGAUCUCCGGGAGGAGGUCAAGGGCGAGCCCGCCUCCACCGGCCUUCAGG